Pseudozyma flocculosa PF-1 is the source of this 1044-nucleotide messenger RNA. RefSeq lists its product as uncharacterized. Gene Ontology annotation, biological process: U1 snRNA 3'-end processing; exonucleolytic trimming to generate mature 3'-end of 5.8S rRNA from tricistronic rRNA transcript (SSU-rRNA, 5.8S rRNA, LSU-rRNA); nuclear mRNA surveillance. Bases 1 to 1044 code for a protein of 347 amino acids. Gene Ontology annotation, cellular component: nuclear exosome (RNase complex); cytoplasmic exosome (RNase complex). The transcript is spliced from 2 exons. Lineage: Eukaryota; Fungi; Basidiomycota; Ustilaginomycetes; Ustilaginales; Ustilaginaceae. The record is from RefSeq and is a predicted model, not a curated record.
AUGCCGCCCGGUCAGCUGCUCGAACCGUCGUUGACCGAGUCGACGUUCGUCGCGGCCGCACUAGCCAGCGGCCUCCGCACCGAUGGCAGGUCCUUCAACCAGUCGCGCGACAUCUCGAUCAAGUUUGGCGAGGAACUUGGCAGCUGUUCGGUUGCCAUCCAGGGGACAAGAGUCCAGACGUCGGUUCGAGCCACGCUAGUGCCGCCGCGGUCAGACCGGCCAUACGAGGGCUUCCUACAACUGACCACGGACAUCUCACCAAUGGCGGGCACCGAGUACGACACGUCGGGCGGCGCCACAUCGUCGGCGCGCAACCGCGAGAUCCUCUUUGACCGCCUUCUCGAAAAGGCCAUCCGGCGCACCGAGGCGCUGGACCGCGAGUCGCUCUGCGUGAUAGCGGGCGAGCAGGUCUUCCAGAUCCACCUCACCAUCCACCUCCUGUCCGACUGCGGCGCCGCGCUCGACGCCGCCGUGCUCUGCUCCAUGCUCUCGCUACGCCACUUCCGUCGGCCGGAUUUCACCAUCGAGGACGGCAAGGUCACGCUGUACGGCGAGGACGAGAGGGUCGGCGUCCCCCUCGCCAUCCACCACACGCCGCUCUGCGUGAGCUUCGCCAUCUUUGAGAUCCAGAGUCAGGAGGCAAAGAUGGACGAGCACUACGACGACGAUGACGUGAGGCGGGAAGAGGAGAGGGACGAGGAGGAGCAGGACGCCCUUGCGCCGUCCCGGGACGAGGCCGACGACCCCACUUCCCGGCCCAAGCCCUCGUCGAAUGCAGCGACGAUAGCGGCGAGCGCCGACAGGACGGUGGCGCUCUUGGAUCCGAGCCAGCUCGAGGAGACGCUGUGCGAUAGCAAGCUCGUCCUCGUCCUCAACGCCCAGCGCGAAAUCUGCGUGCUGGAUAAGGCCGGCGGUGCUCCGCUCGACGCCGACAAGCUGCUGGAGACCCUCAAGGCCGGCCUGCUCAGGGUCAAGGAGCUCAGCGAGAGGGUAGAGGCGGAGCUCAAGAGGGAUCGGGAGGUCAGGAUUGUAGAGGUCGUCUAG